Molecule: messenger RNA, 2217 nt
Organism: Engraulis encrasicolus (European anchovy)
Lineage: Eukaryota; Metazoa; Chordata; Actinopteri; Clupeiformes; Engraulidae
Gene: tnfsf10l
Product: TNF superfamily member 10, like
Exons: 6
Coding region: 227-1186 (319 amino acids)
Biological process (GO): immune response
Cellular component (GO): membrane
Molecular function (GO): tumor necrosis factor receptor binding
Source: RefSeq, a predicted model, not a curated record
CGUCACAGCAUAUAAUUUCUCAUUGCGCAGCGGCUGCCCGGCCAAGAAACACGGAACACACGGCCCUCCCUCCCACGCCUCUCUCGCCAUGAAGUUAAUUCACAGCGGUGCGCAGCAGCGGAGGACGCAGUUUUGAUUUGUUUGACUCAUCCCACGCCGCCACCGCAAGCUUUGUUUGUCGCUGCGCUGUGCGUCGAGUGUUUAAAAGCGAAGAGACAGGAAUGCCAUGGCCACUCAGAACAACCAGGAUUACUACCGAUCAGUCAGCAGCGAGUCCACAACCUACAUGAUGGUUCCAGCCAACAGCACCAGCAGCAACCGACGGGACGCUCCGUCAAAGUUAUGGAUAGCGAUGGUGGUCAUCGUGGUGGUGGUGCUUCAGAUAGCCUCCACCACAGGACUGUUCGUCUACCUUAACAUGUCGCUAUCUCAGGUGAAGAGCCAGGGUGUGACAGAGGAGCUGAGGUGUCUGGGCCUCCUCAACAUGCUGGAUAAAGAGAAGGAGCUGCCGGAGAACCUGGCCCAGAUAGUAGGGGAGCCCUGCGUCAAACUGGCAGAGGGUAUCAAGGCAUACAUCUCCAAGAGCACUGAGACACACAAAGCAUUGCACAGUUUUCCAGAGCCCAGGACCCAGCCCCGAGUGAACAGUACGGCUCCCCCAGUCCGGCUGCCCCAGAGCUCAGUACCCCAGAGGCCCUCAGCACACCUCACACUCAGAGACAGCGGGCAGCCAGGUAUGCUGCCCACCCCCCAGCCUGACCUGCACCAGUCGUGUCGCCACCCGGUGCGUACCUGGGGCAACGGCAGCUUCGGAGCCCACCUGCGCAACAUGACGCUGGCCAGCGGGCGGCUGCGAGUGCCCCAGGACGGACGCUACUACCUGUAUGCCCAGGUGUACUUCCGAUACCCGUCGCCCAGCUCCGACACCGACCAGUCGGGUGCCAGCCAUCAGCUGGUGCAGUGCAUCUACAAGAAGACCAACUACGUGCGGCCGAUCCAGCUGCUGAAGGGCGUGGGCACCAAGUGCUGGGCCCCCGACGCCGAGUACGCCCUGCACUCGGUGUACCAGGGCGGCCUGUUCGAGCUGCGCGCCGGAGACGAGGUGUUUGUGGCCGUGUCCUCGCCCACCAUGGUGCACGCCGAGGAGUCGGCCAGCUACUUCGGGGCCUUUCGGCUGGACUUUUGAAGAGGUGGAUGGGAUGGUGUGGUAUGCUAGAGAGUGAAAGAGAAAAGAGAGGUACACGAGAGGGUUGUUUUGGAGAGUUUUUGGUUUGAUUCUUCAAGCCGGAAAUGAAAAAGAGAGGACAAGGUGGGUUGGAGAUGAACAAUAAAAGGAAUCGAAUGGUUUGAACGGUUUGAACGGGAAAAAAAAGACGCCGAGAUGAAAGACAGGACAGAAAGGCAGAAAGGGAACGAAAUAACGAGGAACUCGGGGAGUGAACAUUUAAAAAGGAAACAGUGGACUGCCACGGGAAUUAAAAAGAAAGACUUCAUUACCCACAAUGCUCUCUGGUGCUGUGUGCUGUGCAGAUGAGUGGAGAGUGGAGUACCAUGAAAUAUGGCCGCCAUGUUGUUUUUUCUUGUUUUUAUUGCUGAGUCAUUGGCCUGGAAGUGGUUUAUGUGGUGGAUCGAAGUGAGGAAAGAACUUGUGUUUUUAAUUCAACAUUUUUUUAAGAAAAGGAAAACAAAAAAACUUACCACAGAACCCUGACUCUCGAUCUCCCUCCAUACAAAUGAAAGACAGAAAGAAUGAAUGUAUUUUUCUAAAGCCAAACCGGUGGAUUUUUUUUUUUUUUUUUGCAAUGCGGAACAAAAUGGAUGACCAAAGCCUGUGUUGUUGUUUUUAUUAUUAUUGUUGUUAUUAUUAUUAUAAUUAUUAUUUUUGUUGUUGUUGCUGUUACUUUUAUGUUUUACAUGUCGCUGGCUUUUGUACAAGCCAUUGUUUUUUUUCUCUCUCUCGCUUGUGUAUGGGACGGUAUAUCCAGACAGAGUGCACUCCGUUGCACUCCCUGGAAAAGACUGGAAACUGGACAAGUCACAUGACAAGAAACGCAGUAUCUGAUUGGCUGAGAGUCAGAGUGGCUCCUUGGCAGAGGGCCCCCUACGCUUGUAGGGCACAGGAAGCCUGCGAGGCUGUGGGAAUUGGAACCCGCUCCGCUGUGUUUCGAUGCCCGUGUGAGCGAGUGUGUAUUUGCGUGUGGGUGUGUUUGUGCGUGC